Molecule: messenger RNA, 5385 nt
Organism: Oncorhynchus gorbuscha (pink salmon)
Lineage: Eukaryota; Metazoa; Chordata; Actinopteri; Salmoniformes; Salmonidae
Product: peroxisome proliferator-activated receptor gamma-like
Exons: 8
Coding region: 223-2127 (634 amino acids)
Biological process (GO): regulation of lipid metabolic process; negative regulation of transcription by RNA polymerase II; cell differentiation
Cellular component (GO): nucleus
Molecular function (GO): zinc ion binding; RNA polymerase II cis-regulatory region sequence-specific DNA binding; nuclear receptor activity
Source: RefSeq, a predicted model, not a curated record
GGGAAUUAUUCAAACACUGGUUGCAUGACCCACAUGUAACCUGUCCUAUUAUUAAGCAACCCCGUGAUCAAGAAAAAGGAACGCAUAUUGCUGAAUAUGUGAAUUAAGCUUCGUAAAUGAAUAAUGAAGAACGAGUUGAUAUUUUGUGUUGCAGAUCAAGACAGGUAACAAGACUGUUCCACAGGACUUUGUCAGUCUUCUGUUAAGAGAUGGUGACCUAUAAUGAGUUUUGAGCUGGGCACAUUGGACCUGGCAGAGAUGGACAACAGGAUGAAUAGUUGUGACAUGAAGACCCUGUCAACCCUGGACCACCUUUACCUCUCCUCCCUGGAGCACAGCCUCAACAGUCCCCACCACCACAGCCCAGACAGAAACCACUUAUUCAACCACAGCUCAGACAGAUACUACUCAUUUAACCACAGCCCAGACAUAAACCACUCAUUCAACCACAGCCCAGACAUAAACCACUCAUUCAACCACAGCCCAGACAUAAACCACUCAUUCAACCACAGCCCAGACAUAAACCACUCAUUCAACCACAGCCCAGACAUAAACCACUCAUUCAACCACAGCCCAGACAUAAACCACUCAUUCAACCACAGCCCAGACAUAAACCACUCAUUCAACCACAGCUCAGACAUAAACCACUCAUUCAACCACAGCCCAGACAGAAAUCACUCAUCCAACCACAGCCCAGACAUAAACCACUCAUUUAACCACAGCCCAGAUAGAAACCAGUCAUUUAACCACAGACCAGACAGAAACCAGUCAUUUCACCACAGCCCAGACAGAAAUCACUCAUCCAACCACAGCCCACACAGAAUCCACUCAUUCAACUACCCAUACAACUACACAUACAGUGAGUACCAAUGUUCGUUAAAAGAGGAGUCCAUGUCCCCUCUUUGGUCUAGCAACUGUAGCGUUGUCAGCCUGUCCAGACGCACUCUUCACUCCAAGUCCCCCACUUACACAGACCCCAGCACUCUGCUCUACAUUGACUGCAGAGUGUGUGGGGACACGGCCUCAGGCUUCCACUAUGGAGUCCAUGCCUGUGAGGGCUGCAAGGGAUUCUUCCGAAGAACCAUGAGGUUAAAACUGGUGUAUCACCACUGUGAUCUGCAUUGUCGGAUUCACAAAAAAAGCCGGAAUAAAUGCCAGUACUGUCGCUUUCAGAAAUGUCUGCUUGUGGGCAUGUCACGCGAUGCCAUCCGCUUUGGCCGGAUGCCCCAGGAGGAGAGAGAGAAGCUGCUGGCUGAGUUUAUGGAUGUGUCCCCCAGGAGCCCAGAGUCAGCGGACUUGAGAGCCUUGUCCAGACAGCUAUGUCUGUCCUAUCACAGACACUUUCCCCUGACCAAGAGCAGGGCCAGAGCCAUCCUGUCUGGGAAGACCCACGAAAACUCACCGUUUGUCAUCCAUGACAUGAAGUCCCUGACAGCGGGUCAGGACUUUAUAAACAGUAGACAGUUCCCUUUCCUGGAGCACCAGAGGUCUGUCCUGCCCCCUCAAGAGCCUGCCGGGGAGCUGGAGCUCUUCUUUUUCCGGCAGGUUCAGUUCCGCACCGCAGAAGCUGUACGAGAAAUCAUAGAGUUUGCCAAGAGUAUCCCUGGGUUGACAGAGCUGGACAUAAAUGACCAGGUGACCCUGCUGAAGUACGGGGUCAUCGAGGUCAUGUUGAUCAUGCUGGCGCCGCUGAUGAACAAGGACGGCACACUGUUCGCCUACGGACAGAUCUUCAUGACCCGGGAGUUCCUCAAGAGUCUGAGGAAGCCCUUCUGUGAGAUGAUGGAGCCAAAGUUUGAGUUUGCUGUAAAAUUCAACGUGCUGGAGCUGGACGAUAGUGAUACAGCGCUCUUCCUCGCUGUCAUCAUCCUCAGUGGAGACCGUCCAGGCCUGGUGAAUGUGAAGCCCAUCGAGGACCUCCAGGAGGCAGUACUGCAGGCCUUGGAGCUGCAGUUGAAGACCAUCCACCCAGACUGCCCCCAGCUGUUUGCCAGGCUGCUGCAGAAGAUGACCGACCUGCGGCCGCUGGUGGCUGACCACGUCCGGCUCAUCCACCUGCUCAAGAAGCAGGAGCUGGAGACGUGUCUGCACCCCCUACUACAGGAAAUCAUGAGGGACCUGUACUAGAGUAGUGGGAGACUCAGGUUAACAGCUAUGAAGAAAAGAAGACUAUACAGCAGUGGAGGUUGCUGAGGGGUGGACAGCUCAUAAUAAUGGCGCAAAUGGAAUCAAACACAUGGAAACUGCAUUUAACCCAACCCUCUAAAUCAGAGAGGUGUGGAGGGCUGCAUUAAUCAACAUCCACGUCAUCUGGAACAGUGGGUUAACUGCCUUGCUCAGGGGCAGAGCGACAGAUUUGACCUUGUCUGCUCUGGGAUUCAAUCCAGCAGCCUUUUGGUUACUGGCCCAAUGCUCCUACCCACCAGGCUACAUGCUGCCCAUAUUGGUGGUACCACCAACAUCCUGUGCUAUACAGUAGAGUUUUAUCCAACUAGUGUGUUUAUUAUAACAAUAUGCAGAACCUCGUUGGUCUUUAUCUCGCCAGAUCUGUUGGUGCUUUGGUCAACUCUUCUGUGUCAUGUAUAUAAUAGCAGCAAUAGUCACUGAGACCAGGCUAGUUUUCAUCAGGCUCUCAGUUAAAGCAAAUGUCUGGCUUCACAGGUGACCUCCAUGACAAGUGAGGGUUAAGUCUGUUUUCUUGGGACUUGUUGUUUAAUAGAAGGAUCUGUGAACUCUAUUUAAACAAUAAUGAACGAGGGGGUGUGGUUUAUGGCCAAUAUACCAUGGCUAAAGGCUGUUCUUAUGCACGACGCAAUGCUGAUUGCCUGGAUAUAGCCAUUAGUCGUGGUAUAUUGGCCACAUACCACAAAACCCCGAGGUCCCUUAUUGCUAUUAUAAACUGGUUACCAACGUAAUUUGAACAGUAAAAAUAAAUGUUUUGUCAUACCAGUGGUAUACAGUCUGAUAUAUCACGGCUUUCAGUCAAUCAGCAUUCAGAGCCCAACCACCCAGUUUAUAAUACAUUAUGAAUGAUUCAUUACUGAGCUUCCUAACAUCUUGCUGUAACUGCAGCUAUUCUGUCUUUUACCAUGCUUUUUAAUUAAAGGGAUGAAAGGAGAAUUGCUUUUAAUUACAGGACAUUUAUUGGGGCAUCCUAAAAUAAAAUAAGCAGAUACCUACAUGUGUUAUAUACUGUGAAACACAAUGUGUGUUAUCGUAAUACAUUGUUCAUGAUGUCUUUUUUUAUGUAAGUUUCCAUGUCUUUGAAGCAUUUUUGAGAGGUUAGAUGAGUGUGAAAACGUCUGUUAGUUUCCAUUUCCUCAACUUCACCCCCUCUAAACAUUUCAGUGUAUAAUGUAACAUGUACUACCAUGGAAAUAUGCUAUCCUGUGUUAUGUAUAAAUCACCUGUAUAAACAAUACUAAUAUCCUUCCUGAUAAAUACUUAAAGUACAUUUUAAUGUUGCCAUCGCGUGGUGAAUAUGUCAGAGAUGCUAUCGGCGUCAUGAUGUUAUGCAAUGUCUUGAUAUUCCACUGUUGCUGAGGCAAAACAUGUCAGUGCUCGUGUUAAAGUAACGAUUGGUAAGUGUUUUUCUGUUGCUCACUAGAAAAACGAGAUUUCAGUCUCGGAGGUGUUUCCUGGCCGAUUCCGCGUUUGGUUAAUGAUGUUUGUCCCCCAUAAGCCACUGUAGACGCAGAAGACGAUUUCACUUCCUUAAAAUCCUCAGAAUGAGUCUAUGACAACUCAAGAAAUCAGUAAUAAAUGUUAACGUUUUUGCUGAUAAUAUUUUAGUUGCUGAAUUUUUCAUCUAACUGACAUGUUUGGUGCAGUAUUUCUCAAGUUAAUAAAUGUGCGGUGUGUUGUCUUACGUAAACAAAGUCCUGUUGUCUUAUAUAAACAGUGGGAGCUGCUGGGCAGGUCUAUCUCACUGUCUAUGCUAUUGGAUAGAGAACAAUCGCCGCAGCUGUUCACCCCAUGUUAGUGGGCAAAUGGACAUCGUCAAAUCAAAACCCAACCUUAAUUUAACCGUUGUGUUGCACGGAUGUUACAAAAUCCAUUUUAGACGAAAACUGACUUUAUGACCAAAAUUAUCAUAUUUACACUUUAGUACAUUUUGACACUAUAUUAACUGUUUCUGACACAUAUUGAUUCUACAUAGGCAGUUCUCAAAGGGAUUCGUUGCUUUGAUUAUUGCUAUACAAUGAGAUAUGGUACGGUUCAAAUUCUCUAGUUUAUUCAAAACAUAAUUGGGAAAUGGUACAAUAGUUAUUCUGCCAAAGUGAAUUAAUGUGCAUCACAGGUAGUAGACUUGCAGUACACGUAUCUACAGGGUUAUAAUCUUCUUUGUUGUAUAAGUGUCUAUCUUUUUAAUAUUUAUUUUAAUGUUGGUGCCCAAAGUCAGAGUCAUCGUGAUUUCUUAUAGACAAACAUGCCUUGUCUGCACAGGGAACAUACAUUUUGAUUGACAGUUAUUGUUUUGAGAGGGGGGGGGUUGCAGAGAUGGAUUCGUUGUAUGUGCAAGAGGAUGCCGUGUACAUGCGUGUGCUUGUAGAUCGUGGAUAGUGUAGCCCACUUAUAGUCCGCUGGAUCUGCUACGGCCACCACUGUGUAAGGAGGGUGAAUCGGAAGCAUGUGUCACAGCUACGUAGACAACAACAAGAUCGCAGCAUUCCCACCAGGUGGAGCUCUUGUCACCAUAGGGUCAGAUCAGAAUUAGAUCUUUGUAUUCUAUUGCUUGUCUUAUUUUAAGGAGUCGCUCUCUAUGGCCUGUCAGAAAGCAGAAAUAGAACAGUUAAACACACACGCAGCAAAACUCCACAGAAAUAGAAGCCAAGAGGUCAGAAGACAGAGAUGGUUUUGGUCUUGUGUUUCACCACUUUUGAUGACCCCAGGGCUAUUUUUCCCUUCACUGAAGUUUUCUGAGACACACAUGAUUCAUAAGAUACAGGAAAACACAUUGCUAAAACUUACGCCCUGUCAUCAGUCUCCGAAUUAGGUCUGAUGACCAAAUGAAAGGAAAACAUCAGGGCCAUCAGACAUUAUAGAACACAAAAACAUAAUGGUCUAUGACUGUAAAAGGUGUUGUGAAUUUAACAUAAGGAGCUUCAACGUAAGUGUUACCCAAUAGCUUUGUUGAGAUUGUGUUAUCAUUUACUCCCAUCCUCUCUGCCAAUAGCUGUGGUGCACCUAAUGCCAUUUCCCAAUGGUGGAAUCCCCUAGUGGCCUGUCUAGACGGGAUCCACAGAGAGAUUGCACCACACUGCUACUGCAACAGCAAACAUUGUACCCAGCUACAAAGUCUUGCACAUGUAUCCUAUUGAGGUGCACAGAGUCUAAUGGUGGAGAUCAGUGUCUCAACGUCUUUUGUACCUGCCUGGGACAAUU